Messenger RNA from Hypoxylon trugodes, 1709 nucleotides. Its product is annotated as family 32 glycosyltransferase. The coding region runs from base 387 to 1367 and encodes 326 amino acids. The transcript has a single exon. Gene Ontology annotation, biological process: protein N-linked glycosylation. Lineage: Eukaryota; Fungi; Ascomycota; Sordariomycetes; Xylariales; Hypoxylaceae. Gene Ontology annotation, molecular function: alpha-1,6-mannosyltransferase activity. The record is from RefSeq and is a predicted model, not a curated record. Gene Ontology annotation, cellular component: mannan polymerase complex.
GGCCCAACUACGAUCAUUUAUUUUAGGUUAUAUUUUCAUUUUACCUAAGACGCUCGCAAGUUAACACCACCCUCAUCAUAUUCGCCUACGAUUUUAAGUAAGCGCUUGACUGGAAAAGGCUAUUGAAUUGUUCGUUUUUCAUCUGACGCAAGACCUAAAGUUCGUGAUGGGUCUCUGCCUAGAUUCUGAUUUAAGCUGCGGUUUAAGGCACAUAAAGAGAGGUAUUUCAAGUAUCCUGUUGUCUGUCAUGGCGAUUCGCAAAGAAACCUCGGUGGACCUCAACUUGGAUGUCCUAACUCUCUCGUUAAAUUAUAACUCUUACUGCUUCGAUUGACGGUUUAAAUAGAGGUUUAUUUUGCUGUUUUUGCUUUGGGGGCGAAUAGAAAAUGUUGCUUCAGCUACGUCAGAUGACACGUACCCCUAUUUGGCGACAGCCCAGGCACUUGGCACUUAUAUUCUUCGUUUUCAUCCUAGUAGCUUUCGCUCUUACACAUAAUAGUUACCGAAAGCUCACUCCACAUCAUCGAGUUAAGCCAGCCACAGUUGAAAAUACUUCCCUUAUCCCACGGAACAUCUGGCAGAUAUUUCUACCGCCCAUAAUUCCGGAGGCGGUAUAUGACAUCGACCCCGAAGCUCUUGUCGAUACACCAUCGUGGCUGGCGAAAAAUCCCGACUACACUUAUAUACUAGUUGGGUCUGAAGGUGGGGAUCAAUUCGUCAACGAAUACUUCGCACACGACCAAAAUAUCCUUCAGACAUACAAUAGAAUCAGAAAUCCUGGCUUGAAAUCGGACCUUCUACGGUAUCUUAUCUUGUCUGUUAAAGGAGGCACAUAUACCGACAUUGACACCUUGGCGAUAAAGCCAAUCGACGAAUGGGUGCCAAAACACAUACGACAUCUUGUCCGGCUGAUUGUUGGCCUAGAGUUCGACAGGCUCGACGGUUUACAAUGGGCUGAUAUUCCCCAUGACUUACAAUUCUGUCAAUGGACCAUUGCCGCGGCACCUGGUCAUCCCGUUUUCACCAGUAUGGCUAACUGGGCCGUCAACUCGAUAAACAAGUUGGUCAAGACGUAUAAUGGUACAUUGGAAACGCUAAAGCCGAGCAGUUUCGAGGUUAUGACUUCGACGGGACCGGCGGCUUGGACUGAUGUCGUAUUUCAACACCUUCAGCAAGCGGAACCUGAGCUCACGGCUUUGACGAACUUAUCCGGGAUGACUGAGCCAAGGCUCUAUGGCGAUAUUUUGGUGAUGCCGAUAGAUGCGUUCGGAAUGGGCCAGGAUCACUCGCACAGUACUAAUGACGGAUCGAUUCCAGACGCGGCAUUGCUGAAACACAAUUUCCGUGGCUCGUGGAGAGACCAUUGAGGUUGAGAGACAGGUGACAUUCAUAUAUCCGAUCCAGCGUUAGGAUCCCCGAUGAAGAGAUAUACGGGAGGAUUAAGCCAUAAUAUCGGGUAUUCGCUAGGUCGACCGACGUCGAGAGCCACGGGAACUAGAGACCUUUCACGCGGAAACGUUACCGGCAACCGCGGAGACGACAUCCCCAAACAGGCGUCGAGCUUCUGUCGUAGGGCUCGAUGUUCGGUAUGGCUUGGAACACUAUACGGGUGUUCGGGGCCGAAGGAGACAACCUACAGCCAUACAAAGAGUCCCGUAUUUCAAGUCGCCGAAUUAGUUGAUAUAGCGCCCUGCGAAUUCUUGUGCGCU